AUGGAAGCCUUCAAACUCACCCUCUCGGACGGCAAGACCAUCUCCGGGCUCCACAGCAUCCCGUCCCCCACGGCCUCCAACCCGCUCCGCCCGGCUCACCCUCCCCUCAUCGUCGGCCUCCACGGCGGCACCUACUCGGGUGCCUACUUCGACGCCGACGACACCUACACCGCCCGCCACACCAGCGCAGCGACUGGCGUGCCCUUCAUCGCCCUCGACCGCCAGGGGUACAACGAUACCUCCCCCGUCGGCGAGGACAUUCCCUCGUCCUCCUCCUUUUACGAGGAAUGGGGCACCUCGCUCCACCGCGACAUCCUCCCGGUCCUCUGGGAUAAAUUCGCCGUGCCGAACGGAUGCACCUCCAUCGCGCUGCACUGCCACUCCCUCGGUGCGCCAGGCGCGUGCGUCGCAGCGGCGCUCUGGUCCGAAGAGACAUCCCCCGCCUACCCACUCGCCGCCCUCACCAUCUCAGGCUUCGGCAACGCAGUCAAAAACUGCCGCACAGGGGACUUCACGCCGGCAGAUGAUCCCCCUCCGUCACACGUGCACUUCCCGCACGCAGCAAAGGACGCGCUCAUGUUCCCGCCGGGUACGGCAGACCCGGCGAUGCUGACGCACACGGCGCGCCUGGACCGCCCGAUGCCGUACCGCGAGAUGGCGGAUUUGCGCGGGAAGUGGCUGGCGAACUGGGAGGACAAGUUUGCGGGGCGGAUCACGGUGCCGGUGUUGAUUGGGCUUGCGGGACGGGACGGACUGUGGUUGUCGAGGGAGGAGGAUGUGAGAGAGUAUGUUGCGGCGUUUAGGAAGAGUCGGAGGGUGGAAGGGAGUGUGAUUCCUGGGGCGCCGCAUAAUAUCGAGAUGAGUUAUUGGUCUCAAGGGUGGUAUGCGCGUGUGUUUGGGUUUGCGAUGGAGGGGGCGGCGUCUUUGGCGAUUGGUGAUGGUGGUGGAGAGGGUGAUGACUUUGGGAAGCAUUGA
Molecule: messenger RNA, 975 nt
Organism: Colletotrichum paranaense
Lineage: Eukaryota; Fungi; Ascomycota; Sordariomycetes; Glomerellales; Glomerellaceae
Exons: 1
Coding region: 1-975 (324 amino acids)
Source: RefSeq, a predicted model, not a curated record